Spodoptera frugiperda (fall armyworm) is the source of this 2879-nucleotide messenger RNA. RefSeq lists its product as uncharacterized. Bases 277 to 1149 code for a protein of 290 amino acids. The record is from RefSeq and is a predicted model, not a curated record. Lineage: Eukaryota; Metazoa; Arthropoda; Insecta; Lepidoptera; Noctuidae. The transcript has 4 exons.
CCUGCGAUGCACGCCGCGCGCCACUCGAGUACCGAGCCCGUAGCUGCGCGCGCGCCGCACGCACACCACCACACGCGCAGACGCACGCAUGCACGCACGCACGCGACACUAGUGUGAUGCAGUGAUUCUUAACGUUUGUGAUAGAUUCUAUUGCUCUCUACGAGUGAUAACGCUGCUUGCAUAUUUUGAUUGCCAGAUAACGGAGACCGAGUUGCGACGAACUUAGCGGCCAGUAACGACUGAAGAAUAUUGGAACGAGUAACAAUAAGACUGACAAUGGAAUACUCAAGAGUAAUGCUGGUUGUCGUGGUACUGUGUGCACUGCUGAGCCACAGUAGCGGCGCGCCAGCGAGGAGGUCACGUGCAGCCGCGCUGCCGACUGAAGAACCCACUACAGUCCGCGAGAACAAACUACAGGAUGACUUCAAGGAGAUCACUACCACCACGGAGGCACCAAUCACGAGCAGGAGGAACAAAGCUCUCAAUCUGUUCGGUUUCUAUCCCUCCUUCCUCUCAUCGGGCAUAGACUUCACUGAGGACGACGAUGACAUUAACUUCACCGUGAACGACGAAAACUUCGAAGACGAAGACCUCUCGCGGACCAUCCCCAGCAGACGCCGACAGCAAAACAAGAAGAAAAACGGCAACGGACAGUACCCGAACGACAACAUUAACUCCUUGCAAUAUGAAAACUCCCCGAUCUUCUAUAUUAGGUUGCCUCCCACUCCUUACAUGUUUGUUCCUGGCUUAGGUUACGUGUCUCAGCCCCCUAGUCUAGGCCCACCGAUGGCUCCCAUGCUUCCUCAAGUGCCUCCUCAGGUAGCCGACCCUUUCAUCAAUCUACCCAUCGACUUCGUGUCUAAUGGAAAACCAACCGGAGUGUAUCAGUGGAGCGGUGCACCUUCCUUCCCUCAAAUGCCACAAGUGGAUCCCUUCGGUUAUGGAGGCCAGCCUAUGAUGCCCGCCAGGCCUGCGUACAAUGUACCAUCAUACUCACCUCCUAAGCCAAAGCCGGCUCCCUCGAACUCGAAAAUAACGAACCUCAAAGGCCAGUACGUGUUCAAUGGAAAGCCAGGAGACAACGUGUACGUCCUCAGAGACACCUACAACUCCAUAUACUCGGACGCCCUUCAAAACUUUUACCCUUAAAGCCUGAGAUACGUAGGAUAGGAUUGUGUCUGGCUCGUAUCGAGCUGCUGUAAUUAACGAAUUUCAAGGGACCAACGUGCGGAUGAAAAUAAUCAUAAAGGGAAAGUUUACAACCAAGUCAGUGAUCAGUAAUUAUGAGGAGGAAAGUUAAUUAUCCCCCCUCGAAGAUAACGAUGUUAAAUGAAAUCUCAAAAACAAUUAUAUGCGUAAGAAACGUGAGGGGCCAAUGACUACAAGCUGCCAAUUGUUGCAAUUACUUGCCAAGUUAAACCCGAGUGAUGGAGGCUCGAUGAAUUAUGAGUGAGAUCUGCUACUUAAUGAACUUUAUGUAAACGAAUUUAACAUUUUGUAUAGGUACUUUACUGUAAUGAAAAUACUCCAUUAGUAAAUUGUUGAAUUGUACGAUUGCUAAUACUAACAGAUUAAUGAUUUUAGAGACUGCGUGUCUCACAUUUUGCCAGAUUCAAGUUUUAAUACAAAAUUUAAAUGACCAAAAGCAAGGUGUCUAAAUAUGUUAAGUAAACUUCCUUGCGUUGCUGCUAGUUAUACUUACAUAGGUAGUUAUACAAUAAAACAUAUUAAUACCUAUUUAUUUUAUUAUGACUGGUGAUGCAUUUCAUAGUCUUAAUAUUUAAAUAAGUAUGAAUUAAAGUGUGUAAGUGUGUAGGUAGAAUUUAUUUUUACUUACAAUAAUGCUUUUUCUGCUAUUAAAUUAUGAAUUAACUUUAAGAAAACCUAGAGGUUUUGAUAAGGCAUACGGUCGAUAUUUAACCAUUUUUAACAAGAACUUACCAAUAAAAAGAUAACUUUAAGUAUCACAAAUUUUUAGAACAUACAUUCUAUUUAAGAAAUCAUCACACGAUUCAGGUAAAUUAUCGACCGUCUGCUUAAUCUUAUAUAAUCUUAGGUAGUGAUUAUUAUUUUGAGCAAUAACAUGUUUGAGUCAGCGCUAGAUGUAACUUAAAUAAUCAUUAAUGUAAAAUAAUUUAUUGAUCUUAUAUUUAUUCUUUAAAUUAUUUACUUAGAUCUAAGAUUUCUAAUUAGGUACAAAUAAUAAAAAAUAAAUAAACCGUCCAUAAUGAUAAGUGUGAAGAAUGAUAAUUAAUGAUAACUAACUUCGUAAACGCGCCGAAAUAUUUUUAGAGCUAAUUUAUAUUAUGUGAACAUUUUUUAAAGUAGUGAUAAAUAAUCUUCGGUUAAAUUGUAUUGUUGAUUGAAGAUUGAUGAAUCACCUAAGUACAUUAAUUGUAUUUUAUUGCUAGUGUUGUAUUUGACCUACAUUACCUUAAAUGGUAAUACAUAAAUACAAAAACUAGUCAGUAAAAUUUAUUUCCCUACAUGUAUACAAAAUAGUAAAAGUGUCCAAUUUCUUCAUGAAUAAGUAAAACACAACCUUAGGAAAAAAAAGCAUCAAGAAAAUACUGUAUUGCCCUGCAUUUGUAUGCAGUUUGGUAGAUAAUAUUUACUGUGCGAUACGAAUAACCUUGUAUUCCCUAAUCUGUAUUUAUAGAAAUAUAGAAAUCUACGAAGUAUUUUAUAAUACAAAAUGUCACAAUUUUAGUGUAAGAUAGUUAUGAAUAAAUUCGUCCCGUCCCAGUGGAUCUAAGUAAUCGAUAUUGUACCUAAAUUGUAGGUUCUACUCAGUAGAUAGAUGUUGUAGAUGAUAACAAAAUGAUACAUCCGCAUUAUAGACUUAUGAAAAUUAAGACAAUUAAAACAUUUUUAUAAUA